AUGUCAAGCUCACCUCUCACUACACGCAAUUAUGCUGAUAAAACCCCUUGCUCGUCCCCGAGUCCCCCGGAUAUCCCUCAUGCCCUUUACCAACCCAAAAAAAUCACCGAUUCACGACGAAAAAGCUUACACAUAUGGCUUGUAGGCGUCUGGCCUCUACUAUUACACUUCCUUCUUCUCCUCGGUAUCUUCCUUUUUAUGAGGCUCUACGUUCAAAGACGCCACUUCAACUUCAAUGAACGGAGACCAUGGGUGAAACUAAGAAAUGGUACCGAGGUCCCAUGGGUUUACUACUCUCCUCUGCAAUCCGAUAUCACCACCAUCCUAUCCUUCGCCUUGGCCGGUUUGCGCUUAGUUACAGCGUGUUGGGUUGGCUCUUUAUGCUGGCGAUGUGCAUUCAUAUUAAUGCGCGAACACGGAUUGAAACAUCGGGAUUUACGGAGCAUGGUUUCCUACGGCAUCAUGCUACCAUCCAUCCAGACGGCCCCAAGGUCUCCGAACUAUUCUAGUUUUGUUAUAAUCUGGAUCAUACUAGCACUUACACUCCCUGUGCAAUUUUCUGCUCCUAUUCUUACCGGCUCGAUUACUUGGGAGUCCUCCAGCCACCCUCAUCGGCGUUUGAGCGACGAUACUGUUUAUAUCCCACACACCGAGUAUGGGCGGUGGAAUCGGAUGGUGGCAGGGCAUGAACGUGUUCUUCUUGAAUCAGCCGUUGAGCACGCUAAAUUCAGAAACAUACUCACUUGGGGGCGAGAUUCCGACAAUUCUACCAUCAGGCGCUUCAUUCUGCAGCUUAAUGAACUCGAAGUUGGGACUAGAAUUGACUCUGUGGCAUUACCCUAUUUCUCGGUGCAUAAAAUCGAGUGGUUAGAAGAAGAUAGUGAAGAGUACAAAGAUCCUCAAUAUAAUGUCGACGGCGUUAUAUGUCCAAAAUUGAAUAUUACAGGGAGCAGCUUCUGUCCCCUAAUUAAAGGCCAAAUGGCUCUGGUCCCAACAUCAUACCUGAUAUAUCACGCAGGGCGUAUCCAUAAUGUAGUUUCUGAGCGACGAUUACUGGUAUAUGUGCCUUACGCGUCGUUCAGAUGGAAAGGUCACUGCACCAUAAGUGAUUACCAAGGACGCAAACUAGCCACUGGUUACCUCCAGGGUGAACGAUGCCUAAAGUUUGCAUGGGUAUCAUACACGGCGGGUGUUGUCAAUUGCAACAACUGUACUAUCUCAUCUGAUCGGAUCGUUCAACUCAAGAUUAAUGAUGUCCCUUCACCUUCACCUGGAUCGAUGAUUGGAGAAGCUUUGCGCAUUAUGCCACUGGUUACAGCAUCUAUAUUUGGAGAAAAGGAGUCGUUUGAUGUAGCUCCUUCGUGGCCUACUUUUGACGAUAUGGUGAUCGGAACUCUUACUCGAUCAUAUGCUGCGUCUUGGGCGGCUUUGAACGAGGGCAUUGCCAGCGAAUCUCUGGAGUCAGGUUAUUCGGUAUCGCCGCCAGCAUCUCUUGCAGUCGUUAACAUGCUACGACUCUAUCUCUGGGCCGUUUUGCAGCUGCUCGUCACACUUUCGGGGGCACUCUUUAUCUAUGUUCAGGCUAAUUCAUCCGAUCCUAUUUUAGGCGAUACCACUCUGUUCGCCUUUUAUGCUGACACUUCUGCCGUCACGAGUGAUCAUGAAUGGGAUGAAGCUACGGGCGGAAUGGUGCACAGGAUCGAACCCAAGGGUGAAUAUCUUAGACUCAAAGUCGACUAG
Molecule: messenger RNA, 1740 nt
Organism: Rhizoctonia solani
Lineage: Eukaryota; Fungi; Basidiomycota; Agaricomycetes; Cantharellales; Ceratobasidiaceae
Exons: 1
Coding region: 1-1740 (579 amino acids)
Source: RefSeq, a predicted model, not a curated record